Messenger RNA from Psylliodes chrysocephalus, 1918 nucleotides. The record is from the annotation of a GenBank genome assembly. NCBI's taxonomy places the organism in Eukaryota, Metazoa, Arthropoda, Insecta, Coleoptera, Chrysomelidae.
ACCUAUUUUAAAUCGGCACACAGUCAUUGCACCUGCUCUUAAUUAUCAGUUUUCUCUCUUCCGAAAAAUAAAUAAUCAUUGAUGCCAGAGCACAUGGCUUAUAUGAGGGUGGUAGGUAUGUAGCUACGCGGUGAAUUUGUUGCAUUUCUUCGGUGUCUGGUUUGUAUUAUCCUAUCCUGAGAGGUAAUUUCGAAGAACGCCGACCUCAAGUAGACGAAAACGAACUCGAUCGACGGUCCCCGAACGAUUCUGACCAGCCGGCGUGCGUUAGUUGCGUGUUGUCGUUCGACGGGAGCAGGUACGCUUUUUUCUCGCUUUCGGUUGUUUUAUGUUUUCGCGGCAACUGAAUUUUAGUGUUAGAAUGUGUGUUUUUAGUUUUUUAAUGGAUUGACCUGGAAUGAUGCGGAGUAACAAAAUGCUGCGUUCAUUUAUAAUAUUGUUAUUGACUGGUACAUGCUGUGCUUUUCAACACGAGGCGAUAGAAUCUGAAGAUGAAAUUCCUCCGCAUGGACGAUGUCAACCAAUAAGCAUACCGUUUUGUACAGGUAUAGCUUACAAUGAGACGAUAUUACCGAAUAUACUGGGUCAUCAAACCCUCGAAGAAGCUGGAAUGGAGAUUCAUCAAUAUUUCCCUCUGGUCAAAAUAAAUUGCAGCCCUGAUUUGCAGUUUUUCUUGUGUUCUGUUUUUGUGCCAGUUUGUACUAUUUUGGACCACGCGUUGCCUCCUUGCAAAUCGUUGUGUGUAUCUGCUAGAAACGGUUGUGAAGGUAUAAUGCAGAGGUUCGGAUUUCAGUGGCCUGAAUAUAUUAAUUGUGAUAAUUUUCCCGAGCCAGGCCAACUUUGUGUUGGUGAAAACAAAUUGACUGUAACUCCUAAUCCACAUAAUGAGGAGUUUUCCAAAUAUCCUGUUACGAAGAAGUGGUCUCCGUAUCAUGGAAAAAAUUACGGGUUUGUUUGCCCUGAACAGUUCAAAGUGCCUGAAGUUUUAGAAUACUCAUUCAAAGUAGCGGAUAAAGUAGAGGGAAAUUGCGGUGCUCCCUGUCACUUAAUGUUUUUUGAAAAGAAUAGAAAUUUUUCAAGAAUCUGGAUUGGUACUUGGGCAAUUCUGUGCUCGGUCAGUUGUUUAUUCACUGUAUGCACUUUUCUGAUUGAUACUGACAGAUUUCGUUAUCCAGAAAGACCAAUAAUUUUUUUAUCCGUUUGCUACAUGAUGGUCGCAAUAGCCUACGUAAUAGGUUUUGUGGCAGGAGAUAUGAUCGCCUGUCAAGAGCCUUAUCCUAGUAAACACGGGAUUGUAACGGAAAGUACAAUAACGCAAGGAACGAAAUACGAAUUGUGCACCAUACUUUUUAUGGUUCUCUAUUUCUUCAGUAUGGCCUCCAGCAUUUGGUGGGUUGUGUUGACUUUAACGUGGUUUUUAGCGGCUGGACUAAAGUGGGGACACGAAGCUAUUGAAGCUAAUUCGCAAUAUUUUCAUCUAGCAGCAUGGGCAAUACCUGCCAUCAAGACCAUUAGUAUUUUAGCUAAAGGAAAUGUUGACGAAGAAGAAAUCAAUGAACGGAUUGAUUUUGACAAAGAUGUAACGAUCGUAGAAGAGAUGAGGUCAUAAUUCAAAUUGAUAAGACCUCAAGAGGCACAAAAAAAACAAGAGUAGUGAGGAAAAAAUGUCAUCACCUGCGCUAAUGUUUCUGAAGCCUAAAAUACAUUUGUGAAAUUUACUAAAAGCAACAAGAACUACGACAUUACAGAAGGAAUGAAUCUUUACAUCCUCCAGAACAGUUUUUGUUAAUUAAGGGCUCAUUGUAAGAAGCAUAUUGACAUUAAUACUUUGUUCUCAUAGAUCUCGGUGCAAGAAUAAAUCUGACCCGCUAUUAGUAUAGAUACUAUGACUUUCUGUUUCGACUCAGACAGAACUAUG